AUGUCUCACGAGCAUUGCCCUUGUUGUUUCAAUUUCGAUGCAGAGUUGGUAGCACCAGGUUCCAACAAUGAUGUCAGAGUGGACUCAAAAGAGCUCGUAGUACUGGUGCUUCGAGACAUCAUACAAUUCGAGAGCGCGGCGAUUUCAGGUUGUGACUGUUGCGCAUUCAUUGUUAAGGCUCUCACAUCUUCAGAUCUGUUGGGGAUUGAGAACCAGAUGGGAAUUCAGCUUUACCUUCGACUUCCGAUUGGACAUGGGAAUCCAGAGAUAUUAUUCGGCGAUCCUGAGCGCUCGCAAAUGUUCCUGCAAUUCUAUACUGACUAUGCUCAAGGAGAGACUUGGAAACGAGUCAAGCCUUUGCCAGACAUUUGCGAUGACCAUUUGUCACGCGAAGGCUUGAGCUUCGUCAACGCUUGUUUCUAUAACUGUAUCAAUGACCAUAAGCUCUGCAAGCAAGACAACUCUACUUUGCCAACCCGAGUUUUAGAUAUAGGGAGCGCUGGGGAUGAUAAAAUUUGCCUCGUUAAAUCAGAGGUUCUCAAACCUGGAAAAUAUGUCGCACUCAGUUACUGCUGGGGUAGAAAUCCAUCUAUCAAAGCCUUGACCGAGAACCUGGAAAACAUGAAGGCUGGGAUUGCACUCCAGGAACUUCCAGCCGCUUAUACUGACGCAAUCGCCCUUACUCGAGAGCUUGGGGUAAGAUACUUGUGGAUAGAUGCACUUUGCAUCAUUCAAGACUCCGAAGCCGAUUGGGAAAGGGAAUGCACUAGGAUGGCCGAUACAUACGCCAACGCUUUCUUGACCAUUGCAGCCUCGUCAUCAACGUCUGUGACCAGUCACUUUUUACGGCCUCAACUCAAGCCACCACCUCGAGCGGCCCAGGACAUGUGCGCGAUCUACAGCGAAUCAAUGAGAAGCGAAAGGGGGCCUCCGAUUCUACUGAAAGUUAGGCUGAUGCAAGCAACCGGUGCUCAUUGGAAGUGGAAACCAUCUCACAGGACGGAUCAACAGCCGCUCGUGGAACCUCUCACACAACGAGGCUGGACAUUGCAGGAGAAGGUCCUGUCAACCCGGCUACUGUCUAUAUCUGCAAUGGAGAUGGCAUGGACGUGCAAAGAGGCAAUAUUCUGCGAAUGCGGGUCGAGAUUGAACCACCAGCGUGAAUUUGGAGGAACGCCAUUGAGUCAAAUAUCGCGACAUAGUGAAGCAUUCAAUUUCUGGCACAAAGUUAUCGAGAAUUACUCCAAGAGAAACCUCACGCAGGCCGGAGAUAAGCUCCCAGCGAUAUCAGCUAUAGCCGCUAUAGUCCAGAAGAAGAUCGGGUCAGAUUACGUGGCUGGUCUAUGGACUGAUAACAUUGAUCUGGAUCUGCUGUGGCGGAGGCCAUCAGCCAGUAGGAUUCAAGCUGCCAACUCAUCUUACAUCGCCCCGAGCUUUAGUUGGGCUUCAAUCACGGGAGAGGUCGAUUACCUGUGUUUUCGAAACGGAAAAUGGCCAUAUGAGAAGGCAGCUACUGUGCUGGAGGUCAAGGCAGUAACAGGUCCUGAGGCGCCACUUGGAAGAGUCACCAGCAGCAAGAUGAUAAUCAACGGGCCGUUGGCGAUGGGGUAUCUCGAGAGUCGGGGCCCGUAUGAUUGGUACGCGGUGCGAUUUGGGCGGGCUCUUCUGUGGUUUUCCGCCGAUACGGGCCUCUCAACAAUUGUAAACGGCAGCGAAGUCUCAGUGUGCAGAAGAAGCUGUGAGUACAAGGGAAGCGAUGUUGCCGAGGAGCUGAGGCGGCUAAACCGAAAGCGGAGUUCUGGGGAUACACACCACCUGACCGAGCCCACCACGGGUAAUUCAGCGAUUCGAUGUUGGGUGCUGAGACUUGGGGCAUUUCCGUUCGGGGAUAAGGGGCACAGAGAUCACGAGUGGCUAGUGCUGGGGCGGUCAGCGACACAGCCCGAGCUCUUUGAGAGGGUCGGACUAGGGUCGCUGAAGGAUAGUCAAGAGGCGGAGGUAUUCGAGUUGGAGACGAUAACGACGGUUACGAUAGUCUGA
Fusarium verticillioides 7600 is the source of this 2040-nucleotide messenger RNA. RefSeq lists its product as hypothetical. The coding region runs from base 1 to 2040 and encodes 679 amino acids. The record is from RefSeq and is a predicted model, not a curated record. The transcript has 2 exons. NCBI's taxonomy places the organism in Eukaryota, Fungi, Ascomycota, Sordariomycetes, Hypocreales, Nectriaceae.